AUGGAUAUCGCAUACGACCACAUUCAAGAGGAGAUCCUCUCUUCUAACAAGGAGGAGGGUACUGCCUCCUCCAGUACCGAAAAUCCCAACAUUAACCUGAACACCGAAUUCCAAGAGACAUUCCGCGCUUUCUCCGCCAGUCCGUGGGGUACUCGAAUCGGAGGACUCUGGGAUAACGUCCGCAAGCAGGGUGAGAGCUAUUACGAAGGAGCUCGACAGGAAUAUGCUGCAGCAAGUGAGGAGGCAGUAAAGGGUAUUUCUGGUCUACGAGACACUAUUGUUGAUCGGACAAAGGGGCUCUCUCUCAGCACCGCAACAUUGACCGGUGGCAAUGAAGGAAACAAGGAUGAGGCUGCCACACCGACCGCCUCCGGAGAAGGUGAACCCAAGGAAGAAGCCCAGGCUGGUAGCUCCAACAGCGAGGGAUUUAUUUCCCGCUUCAAGGCUGAAGCUGCGCGCCGACUCAAAGAGAUCGAAAAGGCGGAGGAGGCUGCUGACGAGGCAAUCUUACGGUUCGGACUGAACAUCAGCCAGAAGCUCCGAGAGGCUGUCAGCAUUCUCCCACCCGAGACGGAUGAAUCCGGGAAGCUUCUUUUCGAGAGUAAGGAUGCAGAUGGUAAACGGGUGAUCCAUGCGACUCGAUUCGAUGCGCAGUUGCAUGUUAUUCACUCGAACUUGGAUAGCUUUACCAAGGACCCUGCUAGUGACAAGUACGCGGAGUUUAAGAAUGAAUUCAGUGUCGAUGCCAAGACUGUUGAGAUCGCUUCUCACUUGGAGAAGUACCCUGAGCUCCGGUCUGCUAUGGAGAAGCUUGUCCCUGAGACAGCAGAGUACGCAGACUUUUGGACUCGGUACUACUUCCUACGUCUUGUCAUUGAAACUGAAGAGCAGAAGCGCAAGGAACUUCUAAAGGGUGCCAACGCCGACGACGAAGAGGUCGGUUGGGAUGAUGACUCUGACUCUGAAUCCGAGUCCCCCUCCACCCCCCAGGUUCAUCCUGGUACCCAGAAUCUCGCCCCCAGCAAGGAAGCCCAGAAAAUCGAGCCUCGUCGAUCCAACGACCAACAGUCCCAGGCCGACAGCGAAUCAAGCUACGAUGUUGUGAGCGGUGCUGCUAGUCGAACCCCUGGUAGUCCCAAAGAGAAGAGUCCUACUACAGACUCAAAAGCCGAGGACAGUGACGACGACUGGGAGUAG
This is a messenger RNA of Penicillium malachiteum, 1197 nucleotides long. Its product is annotated as BSD domain-containing protein. NCBI's taxonomy places the organism in Eukaryota, Fungi, Ascomycota, Eurotiomycetes, Eurotiales, Aspergillaceae. Bases 1 to 1197 code for a protein of 398 amino acids. The transcript has 2 exons. The record is from RefSeq and is a predicted model, not a curated record. Gene Ontology annotation, cellular component: cytoplasm.